CUGGAUUUUUAUUCUCUCACGCACGUUCGAACCGUAGAGGUCCGCUCGUUCACGAUCAGUUUUCUCGUCAUUAUUGUUGUGUUUGUACAGUCAGUUCGCUGUUGUAUUGUCUAAUAAUGGCACGUACUAAGCAGACCGCUCGCAAAUCCACCGGCGGUAAGGCGCCGAGGAAGCAGCUCGCCACCAAGGCGGCGCGCAAGAGCGCACCGGCCACCGGCGGAGUGAAGAAGCCCCAUCGCUACAGGCCCGGCACUGUGGCUCUCCGUGAGAUCCGUCGUUACCAGAAGAGUACAGAGCUGUUGAUCCGCAAGCUGCCUUUCCAGCGUCUCGUGCGUGAAAUCGCCCAGGACUUCAAGACCGAUCUCCGCUUCCAGAGCUCCGCUGUUAUGGCACUUCAGGAGGCCAGCGAGGCUUACCUCGUCGGUCUCUUCGAGGACACCAACUUGUGCGCUAUCCACGCCAAGCGUGUCACCAUCAUGCCAAAGGACAUUCAGCUCGCUCGCAGGAUCAGAGGCGAACGUGCUUAAGGUGUCCCGCGCUUGAUCAACGGUUGACCGGCGGUGCGCGCUCACACUAAAAAGGCCCUUUUCAGGGCCACA
Helicoverpa zea (corn earworm) is the source of this 599-nucleotide messenger RNA. RefSeq names its product histone H3. The coding region runs from base 117 to 527 and encodes 136 amino acids. Lineage: Eukaryota; Metazoa; Arthropoda; Insecta; Lepidoptera; Noctuidae. The transcript has a single exon. Gene Ontology annotation, cellular component: nucleosome. Gene Ontology annotation, molecular function: structural constituent of chromatin; protein heterodimerization activity; DNA binding. The record is from RefSeq and is a predicted model, not a curated record.